UGAACGUGUGAAUCGAUUAGUACGGUGUCCGUAGUUGCAUCAGUGAUUCUAGUGGUUUUGUGAACGUUACAAAUCGACUAAGUAUUCGAGUUUCUUCCAAGUCAGAAGGGUGCGUGUCAAGGCAAUCGAGCACGCAAUUUGUUCGUCUUGCGGCCACAUCUUAUUCUUACGACGCGUAACUUGGCAAAUGUUUUCUUGUGAUACGUUGCUAUGUAGUACCGGUGUAAAUGAAGCGGCGGCGUAUACCGCGGUCGCGUGGUAAAAGAAUACCGCCUGUGGGGGCGAUGAGAAUGGCGCGCAAAUGUUGUGUGCGUAGCUGCGAGGCUGAUGUACAAGAAGCGCGUGCUAAGGGGUUACCGCUUCAUAAAUUUCCAAAGGAUAUUGCUCUAAGGAGCAGGUGGUUGACCAGUGGUGGAUUUGAAGCGAGUUUCAAACCUUCACCGGGUCAGGUUGUCUGCCAUAGACAUUUUAAACGAGCUGAUUACGAAGCCGCUAAGGGGCAUAAGUUACUUCUACGUAAAGGCAGUGUUCCAUCGGUUUUUGCAGAUUAUGAUAAUCAUCCGGAUCCCGUGAUUAUGUCUGUGAAAUCAUCAACUUCGUAUGCACAGGAAGAUCUAGAUCUUAUUAAUUCUGAAAUUUUAAACUUAGAACAAUCUAUUUUGCCGCAAUUAUCUGAAGCAAGAACACCAAAAUCAGGUAGCUGUGAAGAAAUAUGCUCUUCUCAACCGGAUUCGUCUGCUGCCAUUCUCAACUUGAUAGACCCAACAGAAAUAGUUGAUAACGACUGCAAAGCUUUAACUGCAAAAGUAGAAACUAUGUCUUCCAUAAAGAAAGAAAUACAUGAAAAUUUAGAAAUGGAAGUAAAUACUAUGGCUGUUCAAUUAGGAAUUGUAGAAUCAGAUGUAGCAAUGAAACAUAUACACAAAGAAUUGGCUAUUAAAGAAGAGUUAAAACAUAUUAAAAUAGAAGAUGAGAAAACAUUUGGUAAAUCAGAAGACUUAAAGGCAAAGAUAUUAAAUCGUGAUGGAUUAACGUUUUUUCCUGGAGCUAAAUUAGAAGCAAAAGAUUUCAAUGAAAAAUGGUAUUCGGCUAAAGUAGUUGAAACUGAUUGGGAAGAAAGAGAAGUCUUGAUACAUUUUGACAAGUGGAGCUCAAGAUUUGACGAAUGGAUACCUAUGGAUAGUUCUAGAUUACGUGUGUUACAAUCACAGUCAAACGAACAAACUUGGGAUCUACCAUCUCCGGAAACGAAAAUGAAAGGUUUUUCAGUGGGAGAAAGGAUUCUCGCUACGUGGGCCGACGGGAGAAAAUAUCCAGCGAAAGUAAAUGCGGUGUUAGGAAAUGAUAGAUACGAUGUACUGUUUGACGAUGGAUACACAAAAACUGUUAAAUCGUCAAAAAUGACAAAAAUCGCUGCAACAUCCACAAAGCAACUGUCUCAAACUGAAGAGUACAUAGGAAGUAAACAAGAAAGAAGAGAUAAGAAACGGAAGCAUAUAGUAAUGGAGUUGUUUCAUACACACUCUCGUAAACGGUUAAAAAAUGAAGCAGAUAAAUUAACAAAAAAGGAAGGAGUCGUAAUGAAUGAAAAUGGUGAUUGCUUUCAAGAAAAUAAAAUUGAUUUAGAUGGUACUUUGUUUGGUCCAUGUUAUGAUCCAGGCACAGAUUUGUUGCGAGGAUUUGAUACUAACGUAUCAAAAGUGAAAACUUAUGUAAAAAAGAAUAAGAAAGAAAUAUCUAAUAAAUAUGAAAUAGACCAGGAGGAAGAUGUAGGACCUGAAUGGAUAGAUGGAGAGCCUCAGGGCACUGAAUCUUAUAUAGUAGAUGGAAAUGAUGGACCACGUCGCUCAAUAAUAGUCGCGGAUAAAAGAUUACCGCCUGGAUGGCAGAAACAUUUUACUCAAAGAAAAGCUGGUACAUCCGCGGGCAAAUGGGAUGUCUUAUUUCUCCAUAAAUCAAGCGGGAAGAAGUUCAGGUCGCGAAAUGAUAUCAGGGCUUUCAUGGAAAAUCAGGGACAAUUUGACUUCGAUCCAGAAAAAUUUGAUUUUUGUAUUCAUCGAAAAAAGAGAAGCUAUGGGCAUAAAUUAAAACAAGAAAUUGUCACAGAUGUACCCAAAAAAAUUAAGACCUUAUUACCGAAAACAAAGACAACACCAGUAAUGGAUUCGUUGCUUAUAUCAGCAAAUACAUCAGUUACAACCGUAGUACCUGCACCAACAACGUCAAUUACGGAUGGCGCUGUUUUUAUUGGCGGGUUACGUGUAGAAAUGGAGGAUAGUGCUUACAAAUGUCCGAAACAAGGAUGUAAUAAAACAUUUAGGAAGGAAAAUCUUUUACAAAUGCACAUAAAACAUUAUCAUCCGGAAUAUUCAAAAUUUUUGGGAUCUACUCCAAAUGUUGCGGACUUGGCUUACGCGAGAACAAUUGGAGAAUCUAUCGAUGAUAUUAUUCCGAGAAAAUCAAAUAAUUCAUUAGAAAAAUAUAAUAAAUUAGCAAAGAAAAAGUCUAUUCAAGAUAAACCACUUUAUGCUGCAUCGCUAUCAGUAACAAGUUCUACUCAACCUGCAUCUCCAAUAGUUUUGCCAACAGUCUCAGAAGUAGAGGACGAAUUGGACCAAAUAGAGCAAUGUAACGAAGUACAAGCAGAAGAGGUUAAGAUAGAAAGAAUUUCUCCCGUUUCUAGUCAUAGUAUAGAUAUGGAUGAUGAAAAUGAGAAAAAACGAGAAGAUUCGUGUGCAAUGUCACCUGGAACAUUAUUUGAUAUGAAAAUUAGAGAAGAAAAAACGCAAAGUGGUAUUAAAACUCUUCUUCCAGUGAGGCCGACUACGUCGUCAGAAAUACAGAGAAUCGAUAGAUCGAAAUCGUUGGAUGAGAGUAUUCACAUCGAUAGAAUGAAAGGUCAAAGAAAACGACAAUUAUCAGAGUAUAGUUCCGACGUUCCAAGUAGGGGUAAAAGGCGACACGGUAUGCAAGACAUUACAGAUGAUUAUGGCGAUCUAGACGACAGUGCUAUGGAUACUGAAGGACCGACAACGCUUGUGUAUAGAUAUAGUCGUCGAAAAUCAGAUUCAAGAAGCGAUGAAAAUAGUCAAAGUAGUCAACUAAACGAUUCUCAUCUUGAAAAAGAUGAUCCCUCGAAAGGGGAGAUUACUAAAAGAGAUACAAAUAAUGAUGGGGAAGAAAAUGAAGGAAUUAUGAUGAUGAUUAACGGUGAAAUGAUAAAGGUGGAACAACUACGUAGAGAAGAAAUAAUAAAUUGUACCUGUGGAUUUAUGGAAGAAGACGGCUUAAUGAUACAAUGUGAUCUUUGUCUGUGUUGGCAACAUGGUCAUUGUAAUGCAAUAGAGAAAGAAAAAGAUGUUCCCGAAAAAUAUGUUUGUUAUAUUUGUCGGAAUCCAUAUCGACAGCGACCAUCCAAAAUGUAUUUUCACGAUCAAGAUUGGAUGAAGGAGGGCAAACUACCCACAUUACCUAACCGAACAAAAAAUCAAUAUACAAUUAAUCAAAGGACAGCUAUGUUAAAGCGUUCUUAUGAUUUAGUUGCAGCUCUCUUGCAGAUACAACAAGUACUGCACAGUUUGAGAAUAAAAGUUAACGUAGCUCAAAAAAAAGAUCAUCCAAAAUUAUAUCUUUGGGCAAAAAACUGGGAGAAGAUGGAAAUACAAAAACCAGACGUAACGCCAAUACCAAUUAUAGAAAUCACGAAAGUAACGAACGAUUCUGUGGACACCGUAACUGAUGCAUCUCGUAGAGUUGAAGUAAAGACGGAAACCAAGUUUACCGUAAAAGAUGAUCAUGAUGAAAAAUCAAUAGCUUCGGAUUCAGAAUUAAUGAAAAUUUUGGAAGAAGAUAAUACAACUAACGAUGAAUCUAAAGUUCUCUCUAAGAAAGAAGAUUCAACGAAUCAAAAUAAGAGUCACAUUCUUCUCAAUGCUCUCACAAAAAGUACUACUUCAGGGGAGAAGUGUAACACUUCAGUAACCUCGGACGAGAAAGUAGAUACAGAUUUAUUAUCAAAUCAAACGGAUGUGUCCGAUAACGAUGUAUCUGAAACAACUAUAUCAGCGAAUCAAAUCCACGAAGAAUUAAAUGAGCACGAAAUAUCAACAUUACAGCCUUUUAUACCGCAACCAGAAGCACCAAUUGAUCCAGGAGAAUGUCGAAUGCGAUUAUUAGAACAUAUAGAGCAUUUUCAAAAUCACAUAGACGCAAAAUUAACAUCCAUUGAAGCACAAGUUUGCGCAUUAGAAGCCAUGGAUCCUGAAGAUGUUGUACCUAUCCCAGAUGUUCAGCCUCGAACUAAACAAACAGUUCAAAUGCUUCUUCGAGAUUUAAAUAUAGUUCGAAAAUUAGCUGCUUUGUGUUAAAUAACUAUGCUCGUGAAAAUUUUUUACACGAGUUAGAUCAAUACAAUCUAUUUUUUAUUAAAAUCUAUUUUUAUUUAAAAUCCACAAUAGCAAAUGUCAUACGGUCGUAUUUUAUAGUGUACAUAUAGCGAAUAUACAUAAUUCAUAGUUACGGUUAUAGAAUGUGAAUAAUAAGUUACUGUACUAUAAAACGAUAUUUAAUUCUAUUUAAGUAUAAAUUACGACUGAAUUCAUUAUAAUAUUAUUUAUAAUUAUGUUAUUAUUACAACAAAAUUCGUUGUAAUAACAUGUAGGCGUCUUUCAUGUAAAUGAAGGAAACCAGGUGCGUAAAAAAAAACAAAUGUAACGC
This is a messenger RNA of Colletes gigas, 4716 nucleotides long. It is a transcript of the gene MBD-R2, whose product is annotated as PHD finger protein 20. The transcript is spliced from 15 exons. Gene Ontology annotation, cellular component: NSL complex. The record is from RefSeq and is a predicted model, not a curated record. Lineage: Eukaryota; Metazoa; Arthropoda; Insecta; Hymenoptera; Colletidae. Gene Ontology annotation, molecular function: DNA binding. Bases 228 to 4367 code for a protein of 1379 amino acids. Gene Ontology annotation, biological process: regulation of transcription by RNA polymerase II.